AUGGCUCUUAAAGUACAAAAGGACGCCAACGGCAACACUGUCUGCCGGAGGGAUGGCCAGGGACGCAAGAUCGCCUGUGCUAAAUGCAUAAAAGGACAUCGCACGUCCAUGUGUAAGCCCUCCCAUACUGAGGAUGUUCAGGUCAUUGAUAGCGUGGGACGCAAGCAAGGGACCAAGAACCGUCGCAGGAAUGGUCGCGCGGCUACGUAUAGGGCUGAGAGCCUCCUGCAACAGGCCAGUCAGCAGCCGUUGGGCUCAAAUGGCGGGAAUGGCAGUGCCAGCUUGCAAAGCAUCCCCCAGAUGCAAGCGGCCUUCCCGUCCGGGGAAAGUACUCCCCAGUACGCGCAGGGACUUCAGUUUCCCCCUCAGGUCCAGCCUCAACCCAACUGGGCUGCUCCUAUAGCGGGUACCCGGGUUCCAGUCCCACAGAUGCAGGCCAACCAGCCUGCUGGGUACUUAGGGGCGGCUCCUGCUCAGCAACAGCAGGGGGAGAUGGGUCAGCAACUUGCUGAAUUCGGCAUCUGGCAUGAUCCCAUGCACCAGAUGCAGGCCUACCAGCCUUUUGGCUACCCAGAGCCGAACUAUGAUCAGCUCAUACAGAUGCAGGAGCCUCAGCAAUUUGUCGACAUCCAGGGACGUGGCUUUAUGGCCGAAGGCCAAUGGGCACCGCAGCCUCUUGAUCAGAGGUCCGGUGCCACCAUGAACGGUGUCCCCUUACACCAGAACAUGGCUCAGAGCCAGCAUCCUGUCCCUGCCCAACCCCCAAUAGUGGAUUGGAACCUGGCAGACCCUGACCAGUUCAAUAAGAGGUUCCCCUUGACCCCAGGAACGCUGGCACGGGGUACGAGUGUGUUACAAGAGCCUCGACAAGAGAGGGGCCUUCAGUAG
Molecule: messenger RNA, 888 nt
Organism: Fusarium coffeatum
Lineage: Eukaryota; Fungi; Ascomycota; Sordariomycetes; Hypocreales; Nectriaceae
Exons: 3
Coding region: 1-888 (295 amino acids)
Biological process (GO): regulation of DNA-templated transcription
Cellular component (GO): nucleus
Molecular function (GO): DNA binding; copper ion binding; DNA-binding transcription factor activity
Source: RefSeq, a predicted model, not a curated record